AUGUAUUCAAAAGACCUAAAUUUAUUAAAAAAUGCAUUUUAUAGUUGGACUCAAUUUUGGAAUGGUUCAAAAAAUUAUAAAUACAAAAGAGACCUAUUUUACAAAAAAUUAUUGAUCUUCAAUUAUAAAUACCUGCUCAAAAAAUAUUUCAAUGGAUUUAUAUAAAAUAGUUAAAGAUUAGUUACUUUGCAUUAUUAAAAAGAAAUGGCUAACAACUUUAGAUCUUAAAAAAUUUAAUACCUCAAACAUUAAACUCUUAAAGCAUUUUAAAAAAAUGUUACUAUUANUAGUGAUGAAUUAUUUGGUGGAUAUUUAUAUUUUCAUAAGGCACCUAAUAGAGUAGAGUUUCAUUAAGAAUUGAUAAGGAAACUUCAUGAUCUUCAUAAAUAUGAUUUACUAAGAGCAAAUAAAGCAUGUUUGGCUUGGGGAAUCGAAACUAGGCCUCCAUUUAUGAAUAAAUAAUGGAUUGAAUAUGUUAUGCAAAUUGAUCCUAAAUAUAAAAUGAUCAAUGCCUUUGAACCUCAAAUGGAAAAAUUCAUUCUUAGAAAAGCAUUUGAGGAUUUAGAACAUCCUUUUGUUCCAUAAGAUAUCUUAUGGAGAUAAAAAGAACAAUUCAGCGAUGGAGUGGGAUAUAGUUGGAGAGAUGGUAUUAUAAAGAGAGCUAAUCAAUUAAUCUCUGAUUAAGAGUUCUCUUAAGCAUCAACCAAAUAUCCAGUUUCAACUCCAAGAGACAAAGAAUAAUAUUGGUUUAGAUAGAUAUAUUCUUCAUAUUUCACCAGUGAAAGUGCUGUCUUAACUGUUCCAUAUGCCAGAUCUAUUGCUUGUUCAACCGAAAAAGUAAUCAAUUUUUAUUUAUCUUUAGGCAUUAGAAUGGGAUGAGGCAUUUAAGAAAAAUACAGAUGAAUCAGGUAGAGCUGUAUUAGCUGUUCAUAAUGACGCUAUUAAGGAAAUCAUCUAACAAGAUGAGGACCGUUCAACUGAAGAUAUUUCCAAAGCACAAGAGCAUUUCUAAUUAUGA
Paramecium sonneborni is the source of this 1018-nucleotide messenger RNA. Lineage: Eukaryota; Ciliophora; Oligohymenophorea; Peniculida; Parameciidae. The record is from the annotation of a GenBank genome assembly.